CAUACAUGGCCUCCCUGCGCGCCGAGCCCUGCGAGGCGCCGACGGUGCGUGCGCAGCGGCUGCACCGGACGCUGCAGGACGCCAUCUCGGAGGAGGAGGGGGCGGCGGCCGAGCUCGAGCGUGCCGAGGCGGUGCUCCGGCGGGCGGCGGCGAGGGCCAAGGCGAGCCGGACGGCGCUCGCCGAGCGGCUCGACGAGCUGGCCAGCAGGCCGCUGACGGUGACCGUGCUGGAGAAGACGCUCAUCGGCGUCACCGUCAACGCACUCCGCAAGCACGCGACGCCGGCCAUCGCCGCCAAGAGUGAGCGGCUCGUGCGCGGCUGGAAGACGCUCGCGCUCGCCGACCGCGUCCUCGACGAGGUGCGCGACGAGGACGGCCGCGUCGAGCGGCGGCGAGCGCACCCCGACUCGCUCGAGGACGCGCUGGCGCUGCGCGAGGCGCGAGAGGCGGAGCGGAUGUGGGAGGAGCGGAUGGGCGGCGGAGGCAGCGGCGGGGGAGGCGGGGGAGGCGGCGGCGGCCGCGGCGACGGGCGCGACGAGGCGGCUCGGCGGGCGGCGGCCGAGCGGCUGCGCGAGCGCUACCGCUCGAUCGAAGAGGCGAAGCGCAGCCGCGAGAUUGUCGUCGAGGGCGGCCCCGCGAGGCCGGGCAAGCAGCCGCGCACGGCGGCGGGCGGCCGCCCCAACCUUGUGCAGCACAAGAGGGCGGCGGGCGGCGGCGGGCCUCUGGCCGCGCA
Molecule: messenger RNA, 733 nt
Organism: Emiliania huxleyi CCMP1516
Lineage: Eukaryota; Haptophyta; Isochrysidales; Noelaerhabdaceae
Exons: 3
Cellular component (GO): nucleus
Source: RefSeq, a predicted model, not a curated record